AGACAAGGGACCCAUCGGAAGUAAACAAUUUAAUUUUCAUAACGUGUUUUGAUCCAAUUUGUUAUAGAACCAGAUAUCGUCAAUAUUGGUGUAUUUUUUCGGUAAUAACAUUAAGUAAUAAAAUCAUAUUAUUUAGUCCUAUUAAGAAUUCAACGAUAAGAAACAUUUACAAAAGAAAAUUCUUCUUACUUUUUUCUCAUAGUUAGUUCAGUUAAGUUAACAAAAAAUAAACAUUAAAUAUUCAAAGUUACUCAAUUAAGUCAAAUUACUGAACUACUGAGUACUACUGUACUGUACUGACUUAAUACUUAAUAUUUAAUAGUUACUUAACUUGGUACCCUUAACUUUUAUUUGGUCAAUGCAGACUCAGAGAAUUACUUUUAGCAUGCUCACUGCGCCCUGGUUUUAUUAAAUUUAAAUCUAAUUAAACAGAAAAGUUUUAAAAUGUUUCUUACUUGAUUUGUUAUCAUUUUUAAUUCUCCUCAAAGAUUGAGGCAAACUUUUCCAUAAUUUUGCCGCUAUCGCUUCAAAAGAGCACACUCCGUAAGACUUUUUUCUGUGUUUAUCCAAACUGAGAAUUUUCAGUAAGGACUGUGUUGAAGACCACAGGUUCUUUAAGGAUACAUGAUACAUGUUUAUAAAAUCAGUUCUUUAACUUUAAGAUAUUCCGCUGCAGAGCCUUCUAUGCAGCUGUGUGCCAGGGACAGAAUUUUGUAAUUAAUACGCUCACUUACAGGAAGCCAAUGGAGAUCUUGUAGAACUGGGGUGAUGUUGUCAGAUUUCUUUAUCCCCGAUACAAUGCGUGCUGCAGUAUUUUGUACCUUCUGGAGUCUCUGAAUUUGGUUCUGAGGUAAACUGGUAAACCCCACAAACAAUUGUUACAGUAAUCUAAUCUUGACUGGAUUAGAGUUACCGCUACAGCAUUGGCUGUCCUCUCAUUGAGUUGAGGACUCAGCUGACCCAGGGUGCGUAGAUGACAGAAGCAUGCCCUGACCACAGAACUGAUAUGGGAAAUCAUUCUAAGUACCAACAUACCUAUAUAUUUUUAAUUUCCAAAACAUUUAAAGCCUUUUAUUAGGUGGUUUCCAAAAAGUUUAUCAAAUAAUAUCAAACAAAAAUGCACCAAAGAAAAGAAAACAGAAACUGAAUAAUAUUUAAUAUUUACACUUCCAAUUACUUAUAUGCCUUUAGUAAAGUAAACUUGUUGCUACAGUAAAUUUUUUUAAAGCCGAUAGCAUAUAGCUCGAAAAUAAAAAUCCUGGUAAAUUAAAAUCUCAAACCAAAACUGGAACGGAAUAAUAUAAAUAUUUGACUCGAUUUACUAUGAUACAAACAUUGGCAUUGGCGCUACCAGUGGCGUGUGGCCAUAACAAAAGAAACGCUGAGCCGCUCCCAGGUAGUUAGCCAGUUUGUGAAAAAUCAUUCUUAAAAAACAUUUUUGAAACUCUCAGUGUAAAAAAUUGAUAACAUUAAACAACUUAAGGAAACAAAGUUAAAACAAACAAAUUUUAAAGAAAAAAACUGUUCAUAAUGAUUAAAAAUCAUUCUAAUUUAAUUAAUUUUUUAAAAAUUUCUUGAAAAACCUUCAAAUUUAAAAUCAACAUCUCUACGUAUCCUAAAUUCUAAGUCAUUAUCCCUAACUCAAGCGUAAAUUAACCCCAUAAUAUAAUGACAAUUAUUUUAAUCAAUCCUCACUUUUGAUUGCUUAGUUGCUGUAUGACAUAAUUUUCUGACAUAUCUAUUUCAAAAACAGAAAAACUAGUUGUUUUUUAAAAAAUUAGAACAUUUUCUCAACAGUUCCACCCAGCAACAUUAGAUCUCGACAUAUUUUAUAGGGUCUUAAAGGGCAUUUGAGAAUCUAUUUUUUAACAAAGAAAAUUGCUAUACGAACUUUCAUACCCCUGUUUGGUUCCAACACUCCUAUUCCUUUCACCCAUUUACAGUUUAUUGAUUCUUUUUAUUUUUUUUAACCUGCUUUUUUUUUCUAAAAAAUAAAUCUCAAUUUAUUUGGUAGGUCUUGUAAAUGACAUCCUCAUUUGUUAAUUAAAUCUUAUUUUAAUAAAUUUUAUUUUAUGCUGAACUGAAUUGGAGUUUGAACCACAUUAAAUUUCACCAGUAACUUUAUUUUUACCAGUGACAGACUUUAAUAAUGUGAUCUGCAAGUUCACAUAAGUAUAAAUUGAUAUCUAAGCAGAUACAAGUCUGCAAAACAAAGUGACCACAGAUUGCAAUGUAAACGUCAGUCAUCUAACUUUAAAAGUGAUCUUUUUUAAUGUCAGCUGAACUCGAUCCCACUCACAUGGGAUGCGAGUAGUUAUUGUAUAUAAUAUAUAUACUGUAUGUUUAUUUAUUCCCUAUUAAGAUACUGUAUUGUAAAAUUUCGAGAUGAUAUUGUACCAGUUUAAGAGUUCCAGGGUAGGCAGGUCUGUGUUCAACAGUUGCACACUGUACUGAAAAAACAAAACCCAACUUAAAGUUUCGUCAGUAAAUCAUAGAAUAUUCUUUUACACACUUUAUUAAAAAUUCUAUAGUAAAUCAUUUCAAUUAAGUCAAAUUCCAUUUAUCAAAUUAUCAGACUCAGAUGGCAACCUUGUUUUCAAAUCCGGUGUUCAUUCCAUCAGCGUAUUAAUAUCAAAUAGAGAGAAAAGUUAACUCUAGUAACAAACCACGACUAAACAAAGGGAGCUCACUGGUAUACAGAAAUUCAUGGGGAGUUGUGAAGUGUAAAUUGACCCAAAAUUCCAUGAAAAACCAAGGAAAACAUAGACUUAUCGGAAAACAAUAAGUCCUUGCUCUAUUUAAUAUUGAAGAGUUUUAAUGUAGUUACAUCUGGUAAAUAAGGUUUUAAAAUUUUUUUAAAAAUUGCUUAAAUAUGAUUCAAUGACUCUAAAAUAAAAAGUUAUCAUAAUUAAGCUACAUUCGUCAACUUUUUGGGUCCUUGAUGUUACUUCUAAUUUCUAAGAAAAGUAAUAAUAUAUAAGUGAAUACCAUUCCAAAAUUUCAUUGGAACAACAUUUCUAGUUUUAGUUUCCAGCAGCAGAAGAUCCACCCAAAGAGCGUGGAUGUACCUGCAUACGUUUAAUUUGCACUAAAAGAGACAAGAAAAUAAAUAAUGGACCUCCCAGCUGAAUUGAUAAUGAUGUCAAUGUGAUUGAAUGGAAGCAUUAAAAAUAUUUAUUUUUCAACUCACAACAUAUUGUUUAAGUUAAACCAAAUUAUCCAUAUCUCUCAGACAUUGCCAAAAAUAAAGCAAUUUAUUCUCUCACAACUUAAAUUUAAAAAUAAGUGAAACACAUUUUCAAUAAGUAUAAUUAAAACAAUAUAUUGAAAUAAUGUUGGCAUUCAAAUCAUUACCUAUAUCAGGCCUGCACAACAUACCACCAGCACGCCAGCACCCACUUUGCGGCCCUCAAAGUAAGAAAUUUUUUUUUUUUAUUAUUAUUUUCUUAAUACCUUUACCCCCCUGUCCAAUUUUCUUUCUGCUGCACAAGUUUUUCAUAAAUUAUUACGGCCCACCUUACAUUUUGAGUUGUGCAGGUCUGACCUAUAUAUUCAGCUUUACAUGGUGCUAUAAUUAAAUCAUGAAUGCAUAGAAAAACAUGUAAAAAAUUAACUUAUUCAUCUUUUCUAUUUGCGUUAAGUAUUAAUUAAUUAUUUUUACCAUUCUGUUUGAUACAUUGUUAAUUUUUUCAGGUCCAUGUAUUAAAACAAUACUUAAACAUGAAAGUAAAGACUUUAGAACAAGUGAAAGAGCUUCAGCAGCAUCCUUUGAAAAUUCGUAACAUAUGUAUACUUGCUCACGUGGAUCAUGGUAAAAAAAUUGGCAGAUGUUUAAAACAUUUUUUUUUAAUGAGCAUAUUUUAAAACUUUUCUUAUAGUGUGCUUUAAAAAAGUAAAUAUUUACUGUUGGAUUUAGAUGCUAUUGAUACAGACAUUCAUUUGUGUAUUUACACAGGGAAAACAACAAUUGCUGAUUCUUUAGUUGCCUGCAAUGGAAUAAUUUCAAAGAGAAAUGCAGGAAAGGUGUGUUCAAUAAUUUAGAAUAUUUGUUUGUUCUCUUGUGAUGAUAAAUAUUAUGGCAGAUAUGGAAAGUUUGCACAUUCGGUAACAAAAGUACAUUUCUAAAUAUCCUUUAUAAUGGUGGCCUAUAUGGUUAAUUAUUUAAAGUUAAUUUUAAAUAUAUUUAACUGCUGGCUUUACAAGCUGCAUACAUUUUGACAAAAAUUAGCAGUUUCAGUUUAAUGAAAACUUAUUUUGAAAAUUAAUUAAUUAUUUUUACGUGUAUGAAAUCCUAACCUAUCAUAACAAAAAUUCUAGAUACGCUACAUGGACAACAGAGAAGAUGAGCAGGAGAGGGGAAUUACAAUGAAAGCUAGUGCUAUAACUCUAGUUUAUGAAAAACCUGUUAAAGGUAAUACCUUUUAUUUUAUUUUGAUCCCCUAAAAGAGAUAAAUAUAACUCCUUAAAAGUUCAAAAGUGUAUAUAUUUUCUUUAGUUAAAAUAUAUAAUUUUUUGAAUUCCAUGUAAAUGUAGAUACAGCACCCAAAAAUUAAAUAGCAUAAAAUUUGGUUCUUUAUAAAUUAAUUUCAUGCAUCUUGGUAUGGAGUCAUUUUUAGUAUCUUUGUUUUGUGUGAAACUUGACCUGGUGGCCAUCUUGAAUUAAGAACAUAUUGUCUGCACUUUUUAAUAGAAAUUUUGUUGAAUUUUAUUGUCUUAACAUCUAAUAAAUAAAGUUUAUUUAAAUGCUACUGUGAAGUAUUUGUAAUUUUGUUAAAGAAUGGAUGUUGUUGAAUUUCUUUUUAUGGCAUUCGGGCACGUUACACCAGUUACAACAUCAUUUUACAGCAGUUGCAUUAUUUUAUUUGUAUUUUUUUCAAUGUGCUUUCUAAGUAGUUUUUAAAGUUUUUCAUUAGAAAAGUAAAAACUGUAGAUAAUUAUGUUGAAAAAAUGUAUUUUAAUUAAGCAGAUUUCUGAAAUUUCAGAGGAAAUCAACCAAGAAGAUGCUAACAUUUAUUAUUUUAAGACUUAAUAUAUUUUUAUAAAUACUAUGUUUUGAAAGUCUACCAAUUUAAAACUCAAACCAUGUAUAGUUUAAUUAAGCACACUUAAUGGCCUUUUUCAUUUAUACUGGAAGCGAAUUGAAUUACAUCAGUUACCAUGGAAUUCAUCUUGUUUUGAAUUUUAAUAAGAUAGUGCCACUUCUAAUGAGCUCUUACCAGCCUUUUCACAUCUAAAAACCUGUUGAAUUCCAUUAAGGCUCAUGAAGGUACAAGAUAUAACUAUAACAAGAUAGCAUUUAGAAAGAUAGAUCAAAGCAGUGAAUGUUAAUAAUGUUAUAAACCAAAAAUACUUGGUUUUAGACAACAAAUAGUCAUAAUGAAUUCAUUAGCUUGUAUGACUGCUGGUCGUGUCUUCAUUUUAUUUUUAUUUAUUGGUAUAUUCAGCUCCUGUCACAUUGUAAUGAUUUUUCUAAAAGGCACAAGUGAAGAAUCUCCCACAAAUCAGUACCUUAUUAAUUUAAUUGAUUCUCCUGGCCAUGUGGAUUUUUCAAGUGAAGUAACCACAGCAGUUCGAUUGUGUGAUGGAGCCAUUGUGGUUGUAGAUGUAGUUGAAGGAGUGUGUCCUCAGGUUAGUGUCCUAAGCUUACUUUCCUGGUUAGCAUACAUCUGACCUCCUCAGUUAUAAUUUAGGAAUAUAUGUGCAUUUUGUGUCUUAGCAAAUAUUUUAUGGUGUUCUUAGUCAUAUGAAAAUUAUAUAGUGAACCUCAAUUUACAUUUGACUUCUGAAACUAUGAUAAGCUUUAAUUAAAAUUUCAUGAACAUUAUUUAAAACAUUUUUUUAAAAAAUAUAAUUGAUUUUGUGUUUAAUUUUUUUGAAUUUCAGACUCAGGCAGUUAUGAGACAGGCAUGGCUAGAAAAUAUUCGUCCAAUCCUUGUGCUAAAUAAAAUUGAUCGUCUUAUAUCUCAGUUAAAGAUGACACAGAUUGAAGCAUACUAUCAUCUGAUACAAAUUUUAGAACAGGUUUGAAAUGCUUUAUACUUAUCGUAUGGAAUGGUUGAAUUUAAGGAUGUUAAAUGGUAAUCACAUCACCUGUUAUUGGUUUAAAUAACUAUUAUCAGUUAUGGGCCUUUAAAAAUCAAUAUACAAAACAUUUUUUGAUGUAACCAAGAAGAGAAAUGAAUUACAAAAAAAAACAAUAAUAAUUUUUAAGGAAAACAAAAUUAAAUCACAUAUUUAAAUUGAAAAAGGUUUUGGUGUAAUGAAAGUACCUAUAUUUCUUUGAUCUCAUAAGCAGUCAUUGCGGUUAUAUACAGCCCACUAAGCAAGUAUUGGAGUACCUACUAUGAAAUCCAAUAAUAUCUAUAAUCAUCUGAAAAUUAGAUUUUUUAAACCAAUAAAUAGUUUGCCAAAAAAAACCCCCAUUAUAUUAACAUUCCUAGUUGUAUUUAAUUGUUUUUCGAAACUGUUGCAGUUACAUUACACUAAUUUAAAUAUUUAAAAAAAAAACAUCUUAGAAGGCACAUCUGAUAUAAGACACUUUACUAGAAUUAAGUUGAUAUACUUUUUUUUUCUCCAGAUUAAUUUGUUUACCAACCAGUUAUUUACUUCUGAUGCAAUGGAGAAACUAUCAUCGGUAUGUUUAAACUAUUCUAAAUAACUCUUUAUUCUUGGAUUGGCAGGAAAAUUGUAGUGUUAAAUUCGAUAUAGCAUUAAUCCUAUAGUUACACUUUCUAAACAAAUAGAAAAUUAGUUUUUAAACAUUUAAUUUUUUUUUUAAAAAUUAAUACAAGCUCCUAUUUUAAAAUAAAUAAGUAAUAUAGCAUAAUAAUAAAUAAAGCCCAUAAGCAGGCUAAGUGAGUAGGUAGGGAGGGGGCUAUACUCGCUCAAAAUUUUUUUUGAGAGCAUAUAAAGAUCUAUAAAAUAUGAACAAAAUCAACACAUAAAAUACCAAGGAUUUGGCUAGGAGCUGGAGCAAGUAUUUUACUUUUUGCCAGGAGCUGAAGGUAUUAAAAUAUUCUUACUGCUCCAAAAUUUUAAAAAAAUAUUAACUUAACUUUUCUUUCAUAUAAAAUUUGAAUUUCGUAAUUUUUUAAAAACUUUAAUUUUUCCUUCUUAAUUAAAGAAACAAUUUGUGAAAAUUGAUGCACUAUUCUUCUACCUGCUAUGUUGCCUCACACCUCUACGAGCAAUGUUGCCCUACUCUUGUACCAUAUAUGUUGCCCCACUCUUCUACCAACUAUGAUGCCCCAUACUUCUACCAGCUAUGUUGUCCCACUCUUCUAGCAGCUAUGUUUCCCAACUCUUCUUAAGAUUUGCUGCAGGUGCAUGCAUUUCUAUUGCCUAGUUAAUAAGAUGGGUUAGUAACAUUUCUUUAACACUUAGUACCCCACCUCCCUUUUUUUUUCAUUUAACACCCCCGCUAUCUAUCCCUCCUCCCUUUUUAAUUUUGCCGUAGCUCAGAACGGAGCGGUGCUCUGCCAAAAAAGCCUGCUCUAAAUCCCUGUAAAUUACUUUAAAGGUUAUCAUAACUAGUGGUGUGUGGUGUCUUCUGCCCUCUGUGUUUUAUGCUGAGGUGGUGCUUAUGAUUUAUUUAUUAUUGUGUUAAUCGGGUUGCAUCCCCAUAUUUUUUAAUGGCACAAAAUACAUUGUUUAAAUUAAUUUUUUUAAGGAUACCAACAUUGAUGGACUUAGCCAGCAAGAUAGUACUGAACUGAAUGUAAGCUUUAUCUUUUCAACCACAUUUACUUUUUAUGUUUGCUAAUAAAGUUUCAGCAAUUGUUUGUUAUCUUUCAUUUGUAUCAAGUCUAUAAACAAAUGGAGGCUAAUAUAUAAUCUAAUUAUUUCCUUUAGACCUAUGAUUGGACUGUGAUUGAAGAUAAGGAAGAACACAAGAAUAUCUAUUUUUGUCCUGAGUUAGGAAAUGUGGUAUUUGCAAGUGCUAUUGAUGGCUGGGGAUUUACGUAGGUUAAAAGUUGUUUUUUUUAUUGUAGUUUAAAAUAGUAUAAUCUGAGUUAUUAGUUAACUGCAAGAGGCUUAAGGUUGUUAAAUUAGUAAUUUCACUUUUCUCAUUUUUACCUUUUAGAUGUUCUAAUUAUUGUCAUUUGUCCAACAAAAAUCUGCAUACAUGCUAAUGCUGGUAACAUAAAUAAUACACCUUUUAUUCAAAUAGCAUAGGGGACUUUGCUAAAAUGUAUGCUGUAAAGCUUGGUGUCAAGGAGCAUAUUCUUCAAAAAACUUUAUGGGGAGAUUAUUAUAUCAACAUGAAGGCAAAGCGUAUAAUGAAAGGAGCUCAGGUACCUUAAUAUUAAUUUUAGGUGUCUUGAAAGGCUGUAUGGAUCAUUGGAUGUGUUAUCACAAAGCUAGGAUAAUAAAAGAAGGAAAUAUUAGAGCAAAGUAUGUGGAAGCUUGUCCUGUCUUUGAAGUCAAGCUUCCACAUACCUUGUAUUAUUUCUUCACAAAACUAGGUAGUGUAAAAAAGAAUUUUUUAAGCUAUUUAAUUAUUACAUGAUUAUCUGUCAAAUACAAGAAAAAAAUUUUACACAUUCAAAUUUUUUUUUUUAAUCAGUCAAAGGGAAAGAAACCACUGUUUGUUCAGUUUGCUUUUGACAAUAUUUGGGCAGCCUAUGAUGCUGUUUUAGAAAAGAGGUAACAUUUACAACUGUUUUGAACUUAGAAAUUAAGCUUAGAUAGCAAUACUUCCUGACUUACAUGUGUAAUAAUUUUUUUAAGUUCUAUAUAUUUUUGGAUCUCUAAAUAAGGUUUCAAACACGCAAGGAAUAAUGUCAGAGAUAAAUGUUAGAAAAUAUUUUAAAUUUUAGAGAUCCCUCAACGAUUGAAAAAAUCAUCAAAUCUCUUGAGCUGACAAUACUGCCAAGAGAUAUGCGGAAUAAGGAUCCUCGUUUUCUUCUUCAAGCUAUUAUGGGUCAAUGGUUGCCUUUAUCAGAGGCUGUACUUGGUAAUUUAUUCAUUUAUUUUUAGUUGUUGGAAUAUACGUAAAGUAAUACACAAAGGAUAAAUAGUGUUAAUCAAUGCAGUAUUAAAGCUAAAUUAUAUGAUUCCUAGUUUAAUAUGUAAAAUAAUUUUUUAAUGUGUUAAAUAGUGUUAAAAAAUGACCAUACUGUGAAAACUUCAGCUUCAGUAUUAAUGAUGUUACCGACUCUUUUGAUAUUUUUGUUUGACUAAUUUACUAUUUUGGUGGUACUACAUUUAAAUAAUAUAGAUCAUUUUCAAAGCUCAAUAUGUAAAUACAUAAGCAAGGUUGAGUAAUCUUCACUAUGUUUUAUUCUGGAAUAGAUAAUAUUAAAAAAUAAUUAGAAAAGCUUAAAGUUUAACAUUCCUUUUAUUAUAUUUAGCCACAGUGGUUUCUUGCACCCCAUCACCCCUGCAGAUGUCAGAGGAAAGAGUACAAGCUCUUAUGUGUAGUAAAACUCGUCAGUUUUCAUCACUUCCAGUGCUGACACAAGAACUGAAAAAAGGUUUGGAGACAGUGCAAUUCUUGUUUUCUUCAUCUAAAAAGUUUGUUUUUUAAAAUUGCUGGUUAUUGAAACUUAAUUUGAAAUAUCAAUAGUUGCUUUAUUAAUAUUUAACUUUUCUUUUUUUUUUAAAGAUUUCCUGGCAUGUGAUGGCAGCACUGAUGCUCCUGUCAUUGUAUAUGUGUCUAAGAUGUUCCCAAUGGAUAAAAAAUGUUUGCCACAAAAUAAAGCGAGGUAAGAUUUCUUUAAUUUUCCCGUUAGAAAUUGGUUUGUUCAUUGAACUAAAAUUAACAUAUUUUGAAAUGUAGACAGAGUUGCCUAGUGUCAUUUGUGUAUAUGACUGACUUUGCUAAUUUAAUAUUUACAAUUUCUAAAAAUAAUAAUUACUUCUUUUCACUCAUUCCAAGUUAUAUUUUUUAUAAUAUACCAACUGAAACAUUCUAUUGCAUAAAUAUUUGAUUUCACCCUCCCUAAUUUUAUUUAAAGCUACACAGUGCCAAAAAAACAAAGUUUUCAUUUAAAAAAUCCUGCUCACACUAACUCAAAAGGUGGUAACCUGUGGGUCUUUGUAUGUGUAGAUGCUGCUUUUUUUUUCUUACUAAACAGUAAUGAAAGGCAACUCUCAUUUUUACUUUGUAGAUAUUAAAGUCAUGUGAUUUAUAAAAAUAGCCCCACACAAAAAAAAAGGUUGCAAAUCUCUGAUCUAAUUUAAGCAUUUGAGUUUGGAAAUAUAAUGCUUUAUAUAAGUAUUUACUAAAGAUGCAUUAUUAAUAGUUAUGGUUAUUUCAUACGAAGAUUUCCAUGUGAGAUUUACUAAGCAUUAGGAUACAAUAAUUAUAAUGCUGUACAGGCCUUUAACAGAAGAAGAAUUACAUUUUCGACGGGAGGAAGCUAGGCGGAGACAUGCUGAGAUUUCUGCUAAUCAAGUGAAAGUGCCAGUAGGAGAAAAUGCUUGCAAAGAAAUAACUUCUCCAAAAGUUGAUACAGUAGUAUGUUCACAGGGUAAGAUUUAACACAUUUGCCUAUUAUUAUUAUUUAGGCAUUUUUGUAUAGGGCUUACCUUACAGCUCUAAGUGCUUUACAAUUAUUAAAAAUAUGUAAACUAUUUAAAUUGCUAAAGCAAAAUAAAAAUGAACAACCUGAGACAAUAGAAUAGUAAGUAACUAUAAAUUAUCUUCAGAAAAGAAUAUUUAAAAAUUCACAUGAAGAUGAUACAUCGAAAAGUUCCUUGAAUAAUCAUUUUUUUGUGAAUUAGUUUGCAAUGUUUCCAAAGUAACAAAAUUUUUCUACCAAUGUUAUGGGCCUUUAAAUUUAAAAACUAGACACUGUGCCCAUGAAAUAUAGAAAAACUUGUAUAUGCUAUUCCUAUGAGAAAGCAACAUUCUAUUUUCAAAACUAGUGAAAUUUGUUAUUGAGAAAUUAACUUUUUAUUUGGAUCUGAUCUGUUAAAUUUUUAGAAUUAAUUUCUGCACUGUGAGGCACAUGUAUGAAGACAGAUUUCUGUGCUCUUAAUGUAGCUUCUUAUAUCAUCUAAUGUUUAUUGUUAUCUAUACAUUUGUAUAAUGAUUUGUGAUUCAUCUAACUAACAAAACCAAAUGAAGUUGUAAGAUAUUAAUAAACUUUGAUUUGAUUUAAUUUAGAUUCAUCUGAAGAAAAUGGAGAGGAUCAUGUGUUCAUUGCUUUUGCAAGAAUAUUCAGUGGUACCAUUCGUAGAGGUGCAACAGUAUUUUUUUUGGGUCCUAAACAUGAUCCUGGAGAAAUUUUAAAUGAGGUAAAAAGAUUUUUAUUGAACGGUUUUGUUUAUUUGUAUAUAUAAUAUAUUUAUCAUGAAAUUACAUCGUCAUGCAAGGGCAUAAUUUAAACAACUUGAAAUACUUGAUUUUUAAGCCUACGUAAUAGUUUGUAAACACAAAAAUUGGUUGAUAUUUUUUAAACAUAAACCAUUUUUCUAACCAUGUUCUUUAGUUGUCCUCACUGUCACCAGAAGACAUGGCCGGUCAACCUGACUUACUGACAAGAUAUCCACACAUAAUUCCUGUUCAGAUCAAUGAGCUUUAUCUCUUCAUGGGCAGAGAGCUUGAAGCUCUAGAUGAGGUAUCAGCUGGAAAUGUCCUUGGGAUUGGGGGAUUAGAGGCCCAUAUCCUAAAGUCUGGGACAUUGGCGUCUAGAGUUACAUGCCCUGCCUUUACAGACAUGUUUUUUGAUGGAUCCCCAAUUGUAAGGGUUGCUGUGGAGCCUGUCAAUGCCUGUGAGAUUUAUUUUCAAUGUAUUUACUUGAAUGUUUUACAUACAGCAUUUCUGAAGGCCUCUUCGGAGCGUCCAACUCUUUUUCAUUUUGUAGUUUAAAUGAAUAAAGUUAACUAUCUCUAUCCUGAAUGCUUUUGAUCAAUAUACAUUAAUAUUAUCAUGACUUAUAAUUAGUGUGCCCAUUUAAGGGAGUAAGAAAAAACAAAAGCUUAACAACAUUGUGAGUUCCUAAUAGAGUUACAAAAGAGAAUCGAAAUUUUCUUUUUCUUCUAAAAGUAAAACUUAUUUUUUCCCCGCUAGGUGAUAUGAAUCGUCUUGUGAAGGGCUUGAAACUGUUGAACCAGGCAGAUCCUUGUGUUGAAGUGAGAAUUCAAGAGACAGGGGAACAUGUUAUUGUGGCAGCAGGAGAAGUUCAUCUUCAACGUUGUAUUGAUGAUCUUAAAGAAAGGUGGGUCAUUAUUUUUUCAUUAAGAUAAUAAACGAGUCUCAUAACGUCACUAUAUGCAUGAACACAAUAAAUUAACUCUUUACAGUCCGAUGCGCCCGAAAUGCGCCGAUUUUUUCCUUAAGCGUACAGUCCGUUGCGGCCAAAACCGCCCGUUUCGAGGUUGUUUACUUUCGUUCUUAGCACAGCGGAAAUACAUUGCUCAUUUCUUUACAGUCCGAUGCGCCCGAAAUGCGCCGAUUUUUUCCUUAAGCGUACAGUCCGUUGCGGCCAAAACCGCCCGUUUCGAGGUUGUUUACUUUCGUUCUUAGCACAGCGGAAAUACAUUGCUCAUUACUAUUAAUAGUUCUACCAGAAGAAAGCCUCGUUUCUGCCAUUAUUUUUAAUACCAACUUGAACGUGGUGCGCUUAGGGGCUCAUUUUCUAUGAUUUUUUGAAAAGUUGUGAUUUUUCGCUUCAAAAAAAAUGGCUUUCCAAGCAAUGGAUAAAAUUUUGAAAGAGCUUAGGUCUAAUGAAGCUUCAUUAUUUCAUGAUUCCAGCAGUGAUAGUGGAGAAUCGGAUAUAGACAUUAAUGUAAAUGACGCUACUAGUGAUAGUGAUUCAAGUGGAGAAGAUAAUAGUAGUGACAUCGAUGAAAAUGGACCUAUAAUAACUACAAAUGAUCACACAGAUCAGGAAUGGUCUGCAAAUUUUUCAAGCAUCGAAUUGUUCCCAUUCACAGAGCAAUCAGGCCCUAAGCAUAAUUUGCCUGAGGAUGCAGUUGCCUAUGAUUAUUUUUCUUUGUUUAUCCCUGAUAGUUUCUACCAACACGUGUCAGAACAAACAAAUUUAUAUGCAAUCCAGAGUGCAACAAAGUGUGGUAAAAAAGACUCUUACUGGCACCCAGUUUGCUCCAAUGAGAUCAAGAAGUUUUUUUAUAUAAAUAUAAUGUUUGGGAUCCACCACAUGCCAGAAGUUGACUCAUACUGGUCUCUAGACCAAAGACUUAGAGUUCCAGCCGUAGCUGACAUUAUGGGUAAAAACCGAUAUAAGAAAAUAAGUCAAUAUUUGCAUCUAAAUGACAACAACAAUGCUGUUGCUAAGGGACAGCCAGGCUACGAUCCUCUAUUUAAAAUUAGACCCCUUCUGGACAUUAUAAUAAAAAACAGCCAGGAAAAUUAUUACCCAGGAAAGGAACUGAGCAUUGAUGAGGCUAUGAUAAGCUUCAAUGGGAGAUUGUUUUUCAAACAAUACAUAAAAGCCAAACCGACUCCAUGGGGCAUCAAAGUUUGGUGCAUAGCUGACCCCCGCAAUGGGUACAUGUGUAAUUUUAAAUUUUACACCGGCAAAGUAAAUGACCCAAUGCCACAUGGCAUAGGCCACCAUGUCAUCUUUACUGUGGGAGGACCAUAUUUAGAAAAGGGACACCAUUUUUACUUUGACAAUUAUUUUUCAAGUGUCAAACUUGCUGAGGAUUUGCUGAAUGUGAACACUCAUUGUUGUGCAACAAUCCGCACCAACAGGAAGGGGUGGCCACUACGCGCAGAAAAGAUGAAAGGUGGUGAUGUAAGAUGUUUGCAGAAAGGCAGGUUGCUGGCAACAACUUGGUGUGACAAGAGACAAGUGUCCAUUCUGUGCACCAAUACAGAGAGUGGUGUGGAAACUGUAAGUAGAAAAUCAAAGGAAGGGCCCAGAGAUGUUACUAUUCCUCAGCCCAUCCUCACCUACAACAGGCAUAUGGGUGGUGUGGAUUUGGCUGACCAGUACAGAUCCUACUACCCUGUAGGGAGAAAAUCCAAAAAAUGGUGGAGGUAUGGUCUUUGGUUCCUAAUACAAGUAGGAAUAAUCAACGCCUUCACUAUUAUGAAGGAGACCAUGAAACCCUCCACUCCCAAAAGAAAUAAUCCAGCCUCCAAUCAUCUCCAUUUCCGCCUAGACUUACUAUCAGGAAUGCUAAACUCCGUAGCUCAGCAGCUAAAGAGAAACACUGAUAUAGUUUCUGUUGCAGCAACAGCGCAGCCGUCAUCCUAUAAGCACGAGCAGAUGAGACUUUCUGGAAGGAAAAAGACGUGCCACUUCUGCAGCAAGACCGGCAAAAAAAACAAUAGUGGAAGAGCCCUAGAAACUGUUUUUGGGUGUAAUUUUUGCCACAUUCACCUCUGUAAGGGUGUGUGCUUUGCAGAGUUUCAUCAGAGACUAUAAGAUAGAAUAUAAUUUGAUUGACAGAGGACAACAUGCAGAAUUUAAAAAAAAAAAUUUUUGGGUGUAAUUUUUGCCACAUUCACCUCUGUAAGGGUGUGUGCUUUGCAGAGUUUCAUCAGAGACUAUAAGAUAGAAUAUAAUUUGAUUGACAGAGGACAACAUGCAGAAUUUAAAAAAAAAAAUUUAAAAUAUUUUUUUCUGGAUUUUUUAAUAGUCAAACUAUUUUGAUUUCACCUUCACAAUGUCACCCACAACAAAGUAUGUCCAUUUAUCUGUUUUAGGUAUUUUUAAUUUAAUUUUAUGACGUUUAGUUUAUUUUCUGUGAAUUAAUUAAACAAAGAACCUUGAUUUAAAAUAGAGUUAUGUCCCUUUGCUUGGUCGCAGGGAGUAGAAAAGGCUGAAAAGGCUUGGACUGUAAAGGGUUAAGGAGAUCAUUUUCUAAGUUAACCCUACUUAUUACUGACUAAUAAAUUUUACCAGUGAAUUUGAGUAUGUGCUAAUCAAGAUCAUAUGGCACUUUAUUAACCGACCAUCACAGCCUUCAAAACUGCACUCAAAACACAUCUUUUUAAACUCUACUGUCCUGACUGAUUCCCCCUCUGACCGAAAAACGAUGCUGCUGGGUGUCAUCCAUGGCUUGACAUGUAAAUAGUUUUAAAAAUACAUUUGUUUUGUUUUAUUUAAUUAAUGUAUGUUAAUUAAUUUUUUACGUUUUUGAUUAUGUUUGUUAAAUUGUAUGUACAGCGUGGUGAGCCCAGCCCUAGGCUGGGGUACAACCCUAUAUAAAACCACUUAUAUUAAUAAUAAUAAUAAUUAUUAGUAUUACUAUAAACCCACAAAAAAAAGUGAAAGAACAAAGUGCUCUUAAUUUUCAGUUCUGAAUCCAACUAGGCUUUAUGAAGUUAAGAAAAUUUUAAAAAUACAAAAGAAAAAUGUCGUUCUUAUAACAUUUUUCUGAUUUUUCGCAUUUGCUGGUCCAACAAUUUGGAACGCCCUUCCUGUCGAUCUCAGAAACAACCAGACACUGGAGUCCUUUAAAACCGAUUUAAAGACACAUCUAUUUCGCAAACACCUUCUGGGAUGAUUGUCAACCUUAUUUUCCAGUUAAUGCAUAAUGGCUGUGUUGCUUAUGGUUGAAAUGGCUAGAAAGACUUUGCCAUUGUAUGCUUGUACUUAGUUUUUGUAGUGUUGCGUUUGUUUUAAAUGUGGUAAAUUAUAGAUUUGUUUUUUGUUGACUUUGUACCGCGCUUCGAGCCUUUGGGGAUGAAGCGUGUUUUUGAAAUGAACUUUAUUAUUAUUUAUUAUUAUUAUAUUUAUUUAACAUCCAAAUGUUAACAGACGACGUUAAUCCAUGCCUCUAAUGACGUUAUGGUAAUUAGUGGCUAGAAAUAUCCUACUAAAAAUAUAUUUGUUAAACAAAUUUCAAUUUUUUUCAAGUCAUUAAAUAGUGUUAGAGAGUCAGUUAUUGCAAACGGCCCGAUCUCGAGGCAAUGUAUUAUCGAAUUUGGAGUACCCCAGGGCUCAGUUCUAGGACCGGUGCUUUUCACUAUGUACGUUCAGCCCCUGGGUGCAGUGAUCAAGCAGUUAGACUUGCUAUAUCACAUGUUCUCGAAUGAUACCCAACUUCAGCAAUCCGUGACCCCCUCUCAGUUCCCUAAGCUUCUUAGUAUGACGCAGAAGACAGUGGAGUCAGUUAAGCACUGGAUAACAAUGAACUAGCUCAAAUUGAACAAUGAAAAGACCGAGCUGAUCCCAAUUGCUAUUGCUCAAAAGCUAAAAUCUGUAAAUAACAAAAUUCCUUACUCUCUCAGUUGUGCAGAUUGAGUUUGCUCAAACAGUGCGAAACCUUGGUGUCUACUUAGACAGAAUACUAACUAUGGAAAAUCACAUUAACGUGCUUUGCAAGGCAAAUUUUCUAGAGCUGCACAGAAUUAGUUUUAUCAGACUUUCUUAACGUUUAACGUUUGAUGCAUCAAAGAGGCUGAUAUCUGUAUUCAUGUUAUCACGCAUGGAGUACUGCAAUGCUCUCAUGGUGGGUUUUCCAGCUAUGCUCCUGGAUAAAAUGCAAAAAGCACAGAAUAAUGUGGCUCGCAUUGUUUUUCAUAAACGCAAAUUCGACCAUGCUAAAACACUUCUGAGAGAGCUGUAUUGGCUGCCUGCCCGUACUCGCAUAGAGUACAAAAUUGCAACUCUGUGCUACCGCCGCUUGCAUGACCUGGUGCCGUCCUAUCUCAAAUCGCUCAUGAUGCCUCAUGUACCCACUGGACAACACCACUCAUCCUAUAGUGGCAAACUCUUGAUACCGCGUGUUCGCCUUGAGACUUACGGAAGACGCAGUUUUGCCAUUGCUGGCCCAACAAUUUGGAAAAACCUUCCUGUCGCUCUCAGCCAGACACUCGAAUCCUUCAAAACGGAUUUGAAAGCACAUCUAUUUCGCAAACAUCUGCAGGGGUGAUGUUGUCUACCAUCUUUUCCAGCUAGCUAUUAUCUUCUAGAUCAGGGGUCGGGAACCUUUUUGUCUGAGAGAGCCAUGGACACCACAUAUUUUGAAAAGUAAUUCUGUGCCAUACAUUAUGUUUAAAACUAAAAUUCAAGUAAAUGUGUGCAUUUUGUAUAAUUUCAACACUAAAAAUGCAAUAAUUAUGUCUCUGAAUUCUAUUUAAUAACAUUGUUAUGCUGUUGCUAAUCAAUAAUGAGUAUUUCUUACCAUUAAUGUGACUUUUUUUUAUAAUCGAACAUUUGUCUGUGAGCCAGAUGCAGCCAUCAAUAGAGCCACAUCUGGCUCGCGAGCCAUAGGUUCCCGAUCCCUGUCCUAGAUUUAUAUUGGCUUGUGUUGUUUAUAGUUGAAAGGGAUGAAAGACUUUGAAUGGAUAUGCUAGUUUGUAAUUUUUGUAGUGUUGCGUUUUGUUUUAAUGUGGUAAAAUGUAGAUUGUUUCAUUUCUCUUUUAAUAUGGUUGACUUUGGGGAUGAAGCGUGAUUUUUUAAAAAUAACUUUAUUAUUAUUAUAAAAAAGCAAUAUUUUUCAAUGUCAGUCUCUGUGAGUACAUUACAUGGAGAAAACCUCUUUGCAUGCACAAGAUAUAAAUGUAAAAAAAAAAAAAAGCUCUGGUCCAUAUCAAAUCAUAGAUAGACCUCAUGGUACAAAAAAUAGUAAUACAACUAUACUUAAAAGUGCUUAUAUGUUCAUUUGUUGUAUUCCGUUUUUGUUGCUAACCAGAUAUGGCAAGGUAGAUGUGAAUGUCUCGAAACCAAUAGUUCCAUUUCGGGAGACAAUAGUUCUUCCUCCCAAAGUUGACAUGGUGAAUGAAAGUAUAGAAAAUGAAGAAAACGGUGAUGAAGAUAACAAGCGACUAAUUCAAGUGAGUUCAACAUUUUAAGGAAAUUUUGAUUCAUUGAAUGCAUUAAAAAAACACUCUUUCCAUGCAUCAUUCAUGAAUAAUGGAAGAAAAGGGAAGUUGGGUGAGAUUUUUACAUUUUAUACAAUUUUGUUUGUGUACAAAAUUAUUAGCAUAUUACUUUGAUAAUAUCCUUAAUAGCCAGGCCGUAACACAUUUUUUUCCUUUGAUCAAAAUCCUUUUCAGCACAUCAUUAUCUGUUUUGAUAACUUUGAUAAAAAUAAAAGAAUCAAUAUUUUUAGAUUUUGGUCACAGCAUUAUCAUGUUUACCACUUCUUUGAUAAAUGUAUUUACUCUCUUUUGAUUUUAUGAUUAUAAAUAAUCUGAAAUUCGAAUAUAAUACAGGCUUCAACUGUUGAUAGGCAGUGUCAUUUCCUUUUGAGAGCAACACCACUACCUGGUAAUGUUGCAGAUAUUUUGUUACAACAUCAGCAGAGUUUGAAGGCUCUAGACUCUUUGAUAUCAGCAAAUACAACUGGUCGUUCAGAUGUGCAGGUACUUAAAAAUCUUAUUUAGAAUUUCAUGUUGAGCACAUGUAACAAAGUGAUGGAUCUAAUUUGUUAUGGUAAUUAAUGUAUGUUAAAUAAUUUUGUUUGAGUGCCAAUUAGUACUGUAAAAUAUUGAAACUGAAAUAAUUUACUAACCGAAAAGCUGUGCAAGCUAUUUUUUUUCAACCCAUUAAGAAACUAAUUAUAUUAUAUUUAAAUAGACCAUGAAACCCUGUGAAUUAAUCAUUUUAAAUAAGAUUUAUCCUUAUGCAUGUUCCAGUCAGGUUACUCUAUUACAGAGAGUGCUAAGGAGACUCUUUUAAACAUCAAACUUCAGCUCAAAGAAGAAUUCGACAAAGCAGGUCCAGAAUGGAAUGGGGCAGAAAGUAAAAUUUGGUGUUUUGGACCAAGACGCUGUGGGCCAAAUAUACUUCUUAACCAUGUGAAAGAUUAUAACAGACCAUCUGUUUGGCAUGCAGUUGAAUCUGAACCGCAAGGUACCUGCAAACUAGCUGAAUUCGACAACAGCGUGGUUGUUGGAUUUCAAAUGGCAACAUUAGCCGGCCCUUUGUGUGAGGAACCUAUGCAUGGUGUUUGUAUAAUUGUUGAGAAUUGGUGGUAUGGAGACAAGAUAAAAUCAACUACUCUAUUGACAGUUUCUAACAAGAAUCUCGAAGAAAAUGUGAAAAGGUCAGAUAAUUUACAAAAAGAAAGUGGAGACACAUAUGAUCAUGUAUGUUCUAAUUUUAAAUCACAAGCCUCUAUAUCUGAAGAUAAAUCAACUUUAUCUGUAGAUGGAAACUCUUCAAGGUUUUCACUUCAUGGUCCUGAAAAUAUUCAAUGGCAAACUAAUGUAUAUGGACCUCUUUCUGGCCUGAUAAUAUCCACAGUGAAAGAGGGCUGUCGGAGAGCAUUCCAAGCACAACCUCAACGAUUAAUGGCAGCGAUGUAUAGAUGUGAAAUUCAAGCUAACAUGGAUGUGCUGGGUAAGUGUUGUUUUGAUAAACUAACAUAAGCAUUAUUGACUGAAAGAAAAAACUCUGAGCCUUAGAUAUAGAACUCUGUUACUAAAAGUUAAUCAAUUAAAAUCAUUGGAAUUCAAAAGCCCCUGACGAAGCCUUUAAAUCUUAAUGAAACUCCUUUCAGGAAAACUCCAUGGAGUUUUAUCUAAACGUCAUGGUCAGGUAUUGUCUGAUGAAAUGCUUGAAGGCACUGCCAUGUUUAACAUUACUGCCGCUCUUCCUGUUAUUGAGAGCUUUGGAUUUGCUGAAGAUAUGCGUAAAAAAACAAGUGGGCUUGCUAGUCCUCAGUUAAAGUUUUCACACUGGGAGGUAAGCUAACAAAUUUUUGUAAUGAAUUUAUUUCAAGCUGGUAAAAUCUAAAUUUUAGUUUAGAAUAUAGAAUCUAUAAACAGUUAUUUUUAUUAGAUAAAAUUUGUGGUACGGUAAAUGGGAAUACAAAAUUAAUUAUACUUGAAAACCAUGCCCAUUUUUUAAAUCAAGAAACACUUGAAAGUGCACUGGUCUCAACUUUCCACAGAUCAUAUCUGUAGAUCCUUUCUGGGUACCAACCACUGAGGAAGAAUAUUUGCAUUUUGGGGAAAAAGCUGACGCACAGAACAGAGCAAUGGUGUACAUGAACAAGGUGCGCAAACGUAAAGGUCUCUCAACUAAUGAAAAGAUAGUGGAGUUUGCAGAAAAGCAAAGGACUUUGACAAAAAAUAAGUGAAUUUCUAAACCAACUGGAUGUGGAUUCAUGCUUGGAGGAACUGUAAGAACCCCAGAGUACAAAUAUUGGAACUGUAAACAUCUCAAAAUCUAUUCAUUGAUUUCCUGACAUUUGUAUAAGAAAACACACUGCACUGAUCUGAAAAUUGUUGCAGUAGCCAAAUCUCCAAUGGAUGGAAUAAGUGGUCAUGGUGCAAAUGAAAAUCGGCUUCUGUCAGGUCAAAUAAAAUACUUGCUUUGCCAGCUGUAUCCUCACUUGCUAAUUUAACAUUCAAGCAUUUUUUUCAAAAUUUUAAAACUUUUUAAAAUUACUGAAACAUACAGAAUAUAAAGGAUACAAUGAGGUUUCCUCUCUCCACAUUUGUCCUGCAUGUCAAUAUGCUAAUUUUAAAGCCCCAAAUGACUAUACUUUACUUCCAAUACAAUUUUUGAGUAUGUCUUUUUAAGAACUAAAUAAAUUUCUUCUUGACAAUACACUGCCUAAAAAAUAACACCGUGCUUUUCUUACAGGGAUAUUGUUAGUAAUGACAUAAACCAAGUCAUUAAAGUUCUAAACAUAAAAGUGAUUUUCAUUAAGAACUCGGCAGUUGCUCAUAAUUUCUUUAGAUGCCAGUUUUAGAAAUAAUAGCAUAUCACCCUCUUUAAUUUUUUUAACAGUAACAUGCAAUUUUCAUGGUAAUAAUGUUAAAAUUGCAGUUUAAACUCAUUUUGCAAAGCUUGUGUUUGUAUUUAACAAAAAAAAUUUUGUGAAAAGAAUUUGUUGAUGGCAUGUUUUAAAAAAUGUUUUGUUAAUAAACUGCUACACAC
This is a messenger RNA of Lymnaea stagnalis (great pond snail), 20763 nucleotides long. The record is from the annotation of a GenBank genome assembly. Lineage: Eukaryota; Metazoa; Mollusca; Gastropoda; Lymnaeidae.